Molecule: messenger RNA, 1615 nt
Organism: Strongylocentrotus purpuratus (purple sea urchin)
Lineage: Eukaryota; Metazoa; Echinodermata; Echinoidea; Camarodonta; Strongylocentrotidae
Product: galactosylceramide sulfotransferase-like
Exons: 1
Coding region: 80-1150 (356 amino acids)
Biological process (GO): glycolipid biosynthetic process
Cellular component (GO): membrane
Molecular function (GO): galactosylceramide sulfotransferase activity
Source: RefSeq, a predicted model, not a curated record
GAUAGUUUAUAUCAAGACGCACAAAACGGGAUCUACGACAUUGGUAUCUAUACUAGAGCGGUAUGGCUACAAGCGGAAUAUGAGCUUUGCCAUGCGAAAAAGUGGACAUAUCAUAUGUGAUAUAAAACUUUUUGAAAAAUCAAUGAUUUAUCAAAUUCCAUUUAGAACGAGACGAGACUUUGACAUGCUUGUCAAUCAUGCUCGAUACAGCCGUCCAGAAAUGGAUAAAGUAGUGCCCCAUGCCAAGUAUAUUUCGAUUAUCCGACACCCGGUCACACAACUUGAAUCUGUAUUUGGUUACUUUGAAGUGGGUUAUCAUCUCGGGAUACCCGGAUCGAACCCCUUCAGAACAUUCAUGUCAAAUCCAAGAAUGUACUACGAACGAAAGGCCAGCGCGUGGCAGAAGAUUCGAAAUGGCCAAUUGUUCGACCUGGGUCUCGAUCACAAGUACGACGAAAAUAAAGGUAAAAUCCAAGAAAAAAUCGACCAACUUUCCAAAGAAAUUGAUUUUAUGCUAAUCAAUGAAUAUUUUGAUGAGUCUCUGAUUAUUUUACGUAAACUCUUUUGCUGGGACUUUGAGGAUAUUUUGUACUUAUCGCAUGGGAUCCGAAGUAAAACUCAUCGGUAUAGAGUGUCAGAGGACCUGGCCGACGAUGUAUUGGAAUGGAACGCAGGAGACGCCAUGCUGUAUAAACAUUUCAACCAAACAUUCUGGGAAAAGGUUAACGAUUACGGACCAGACUUUGAGAAAGAUCUGCAAUAUUUCCAUAGCUUGGAACAGAAAGCAUUUAAUGAAUGCAUCAAUGAAGGCGAAAAGAACCGCAAAGAUAGAAGAGUUGAAAAAUUUAUACUGAAAACAGACUCAUCGAACUUCUGUAAAGAUAUGCUUCGGGACGAUGUGGCCUAUGCAUCGCUGAUUAUGAAGGGUAUGGUGAACAGAGCUGUCCACGAAGCUAAGAAGAGUAAGAAGUGGUCAGACCGCAGCGUGCGCCAAUUCCCACGUAGUUAUGACAAUCAUCGUACUUACGACAAUCGUCGUACUUAUGACAAUCGUCGGAAAAUACGUCCAGACAAGGUCGCUCUUGCGAUCCCAGCACGUAGGAUAAUAAAAUCUAACGGAGCCUCCGAAUUUGACGUAUCUGUAAAGUGAGAGGAUGAGAAAGCAAGAGAUGGGAAGGAUCACAUAAUCACAGCAAAUUAAAAUUGGGAUGAGAAAAAAAUGUGCCACGUUAUAUACAUGUAAUUCGAAGCAAUAGACUAUUUGCAUCAGAAAUACAAGCUGUAAUCAUACUCAUCCCUAGCAUGUUCACGUUUAUGAAACCAUUGAUGUUGUGCUUUAUCUCGUGCCUUAAUUGGGCUUCGAUUUUCCUGACACUUACACUUAUUUUGUAUACAUUGUAUACAUCCGUUUUUUGUUGCAAUUCAUGCCCUCCAACUUAAAUAGGGCCUAAGCAUAUUCAUACAAAUGUUUACACGGUUGCUAUUUCAAGGGGUUUUUGUUUAUAAUAGUAUAAAUUUUAUCGAUGAUUUGUGGUAAAUAAAGUAAUCAAAAUGAUUAUAAGUGUGUGAAGAAGAAUAAGACGAAAGGGAAAAGAAGGAAAAGGAUUAAGACGCA